Messenger RNA from Suillus subaureus, 1245 nucleotides. RefSeq lists its product as uncharacterized. The transcript is spliced from 3 exons. The coding region runs from base 168 to 1043 and encodes 291 amino acids. Lineage: Eukaryota; Fungi; Basidiomycota; Agaricomycetes; Boletales; Suillaceae. The record is from RefSeq and is a predicted model, not a curated record.
UCUUGGCGUGGCGCGCUUGCUCAAAUACAUUUCUGAGCCCUGAAACCACCGCAUCCAACCAACCAACACCAGAAGGGAGGUUGCGAGCAGAACGAAACGACAAGGCCGGCGCCCAGGAUGUCAAUGUAGGUCAUGUUUAUGCUAUUGAACACAAUCAUCUCAAUGUAAUGGGCCAUCAGUGUCCCCCAAAUACUGGCCUGGGCGCCAGCAAACUAGAGGGGGAUGAAAGCAGGCAACGGGGAGAGUCUCUUACCAACACACAGAGCUCACUUGCUGGAUUCAAUGGAAACAUUUGGAAAUGGUCAAUGCGUGUUCGAGGGAAGGAUCCCACAUCCGUCAGCAUGGCUCCAUGUCCGGAGGUCGUUGGGGUGUCUACUGUGUGCGGGUUCCAGUCAUCGGCGGUAACGUGCAGUGCUCCCCGCGCUGUAGCUCACACGAGCGGGUCGUCGCAGCCGGCUCUAUCCUCCCCAUCUCGCACACUGUCAUCUCAACUCGACCGCUGUCAGCGUGGCUCUGCACAUGAUUUGCUCAGCGCCAGAAAAAAUAAAGGCAAACAGCGCGAUGAUCCUCCCCCCGACGCGCAGAGCCCACCGUCUCAUGAUCGCACUCUCCUCGGCCACCUGGAUAGCAAAGAUAGUCGAGGUUCCUGGGAACGGUUAAUGCAGGCUCGAGGCAAAAAUUCCACAUUCGGUUCCCUGUAUUCCAGCACUCGACUUGCAAAUGCACCCCAACGCAGAAUACCGCGCAAUCCCUGGCACUGGAAUUCUAGCUUAUGUCCAGGACGAUCUUCCAGACAUCUCGUUGAUAUUACUGCUUGCCGCGAUGAAGAUAGAUACGCCAUUACGCCAGAAUCUGACGCGGAAGCGGCUGCUGCAAUGCUACGCACGAAUGACGAUAUGGCCGACAGUUCAACGCGACCGGGUCAACCUGCAGUGGCGGUGCAGGUUUCUCAAGGACGGCCCACACAAACACAAGUCUCAACUGCUGAACAUGAAGAAAUAAUAGUAAGAUGCUGCGGAUUUUUCAUUGGCUAUGUUCACUAGUAAUUUUAUUUGCCGAGGCAUCUCUAUCACUCGACCAUUUAUUUAUUUUAUGUGUGUUGUAUACAGACUAUUUUAUACGUCGUCAGAUGUACGCGAGUAGUAUUAUAUUCAUUCAGAGUUGUCCAUGGUGCACUUUCCUCGCCCAGCUGCUCGCAUCCCUAGUCAAGGCCAAUUGAACAAAACCGGGUAUACGAUGAAUUUA